AUGGCUAAAAACAACAGGUCAAGGCCAAGAAAACCAGGCAAAUUAAGUGUUUAUCUUUACAUUCCCAAUAUUAUUGGAUAUACAAGAGUGCUCAUGAAUUGCUAUGCAUUUGCUAUAUGUUUUUCUAACAAAUGGCUAUUUUGUGCUGUUUACUUUAUCAGCUUUGUUUGUGAUGGUAUCGAUGGUUGGUGUGCUCGCAAAUUCAAUCAAGUUUCAACUUUUGGUGCUGUUUUGGACAUGGUAACAGACAGGAUUAGUACAGCUUGCCUACUAGUAAUCCUCUCCCAAGUAUACAGGCCUGGAAUGGUUUUUCUGUCAUUGCUUGCCCUCGAUAUUGGUAGCCACUGGCUGCAGAUGUACAGUACCUUCUUGCUCGGCAAAGCUAGCCACAAAGACGUGAAAGACAGUACUAAUUGGCUUUUCAAGGCUUACUACGGAAAUCGUAUGUUUAUGGCUUAUUGUUGUGUGGCAUGUGAGGUUCUUUAUAUUCUUCUGUUUCUUCUUGCACAAAACGAAAAUGAAAAGUUGAUGGACGUUUUAAAGGCUUCUAUAACAGAGAGUUCACUCGUCUCUGUCCUACUUGGUUUAAGUUUGUUUGGAUGGACAAUCAAGCAACUUGUGAAUAUCAUUCAGAUGAAAACUGCUGCGGAUAUUUGUGUGCUUCAUGAUAUCAACAACAAGGAGAGGCCUUGA
This is a messenger RNA of Dovyalis caffra, 693 nucleotides long. NCBI's taxonomy places the organism in Eukaryota, Viridiplantae, Streptophyta, Magnoliopsida, Malpighiales, Salicaceae. The record is from the annotation of a GenBank genome assembly.